AUGCCAUUGGCUAGCAAACCGUCACAACUGACACUGAGACCAUGUUCAGACCCGAAAUCCUGCUUCGCUGCCGUCGAUGCCUGCAUUGACAAGUUCAAAAGAAUCGAUGUCCUGUUCCACAAUGCAGCAAUGCUGAGUCCGAUCGUCCCGGUGGCCGACCAUGACGUGGACGUUUUCAACAAGGUCAUCAUGACCAACCUCUGUGGCGCCUUCUAUCUGGCCAAAGCUAUCAUUCCCCACAUGAAAAGGCAAGGAAAAGGAGUCAUCGUGAACACUGCCAGUGUUUCCGGCAUUGGUGGAGAUUAUGGUCUCUCUUCCUACAAUGCCGCAAAGAGCGGAUUGAUCAAUCUCACGCGGACGAUUGCCAUGGACCAUGCAAGGGACGGGAUUCGAGCAAUGACAGUCUGUCCGGGGUUUAUGGACACUCCAAUGUCGGAAGCGACGUUGAAAAAUGAAAAGCUGAGGGAAGAGUUGUUCGAGAGCAUACCCAUGAAUCGCGGAGGGCACCCGGACGAGGUGGCUCAGCUGGUUCUUUUCUUGGCUUCGGACGAGGCGUCUUAUAUCACCGGGCAUCCAUUUAUCGUCGACGGUGGAUGGAUUGCUCGUAACCCAAGUCCAAAUUGGCCCAAGUACAUCGGUGAAGCCUAG
Molecule: messenger RNA, 648 nt
Organism: Exophiala xenobiotica
Lineage: Eukaryota; Fungi; Ascomycota; Eurotiomycetes; Chaetothyriales; Herpotrichiellaceae
Exons: 2
Coding region: 1-648 (215 amino acids)
Molecular function (GO): oxidoreductase activity
Source: RefSeq, a predicted model, not a curated record